CCUGUAUGGAGUGGAAGGCCAAUUGGAAACUUUCUAGACCUCUCCCCUGCUAGUCCCACACCCCCAGUUCAGUGGUUUGUGACUGCCUUUGGAAGGUUUGGUUGCCACUUUGACCCGAAAUGAACGGCACAUGUUGUAACUUCUGGUGUUUUUCAGGAGCGUAGAUGCAGACCGCUUAUUUGUACGACCUUUGCAGGUGGCUGGGGGAAGACUUCUAACUCAGUGAGCAAUGAAAUCUCCCGAAGUCUCCAGCACAUGGCUCAUCAGCAACAGUUGGGGCAUUUGAGUACAGUUGAUGACUGGCCGGGCCGGGCCUCCUUCGACAACUCCCCUUCGCUCGAGGUCCGUGCAGGCCUUGCGUGAGCACCUGGAGCGCCAGGGCGCCGAGCUCACGCGCCUGCGCGUGGCGGCCGUGGACGGUUCCUCCCACGCGCGCGAGGAGCGUGGUGUUUUCGCGGCUUCUGCCAUCAGCACGGGGGAGGUGUUGGCGCAGGUGCCACAGAGCUGCGUUUGGAGCGCUGCUUCUGCCCGGCAAAGUGCCUAUGGCCAGGCUUUUGCAGAGGUCUUUCCAGAGGGCAAGGAUAAGAUGGUCUUCCUGCUGGAUUUGAUGGCUGCCAGGUUAGAUGAGAAGCACCCGAGGCACGCCUAUGCCUCGGCGCUGCCCAAGCAGCCACCCACACCAAUGGCCUGGCCGGAGAACUUGCGUACCAUGCUCUCGGGCACAAAUUUGGGUGCCGCUGUGGCAGAGGAGCGUGAGGAGUUGGAGAAGGACUUUGCCUCCGUCAUGCCUAAAUUGCAAAGUGCACGGCCCGAGCUUUUCAGCAAGGACUUCACCUUUGAGGUCUUCCUUUGGGCGCACGGCAUGUGGUUCUCCCGGCGGUAUCCCACGGCCCUCGGGGCCAUCGACCAGCCGAAGGACUAUCGCUGGCAGCGUUCCUCCGAGGAGGAGAUGGAAGAGGAGUCCGACGGCGAGGGCGUGCUGGUCCCGUUCAUGGAUUUCACCAAUCACCGCAGCGGCACCAAGAUCGUGUGGCAGGCGGAUGUGGAGAAAGUGAGUUUCAUCACCAACGAGGGCGUCCCAGCCGCAGCGGAGGUGUUCAACCACUAUGGCGACAAGAGCAACGAGGACCUCAUGCUGAUCCACGGCUUUGCCUUGCUCGACAACCUCUAUGACACCUAUGGCUUGUGGCUCACGGUGAAAGUCUCGGACGAACCCACUGCGAAGCGCCGGCGCAGGGCGGUGCGCACGGAGCGCUUGGGGCCUUUUCACUUGCGCCGCAGCGACGCCAGGUGGAAGGAGUUCCCCAGUGAGUUGUGGCAGGCGCUCUCGGCGGGUUCGGCCGGCAAUGAGCAUUUGAGAUCCCUGAGCCAGCUCCUACGAGAGCGGCUCGAGGACUUCCAAGCCACGCAGACAAGGGACCGACACUUCGCGGCUGGAGGUGCUGCGGAGGCAGGCGAUGUGGACGUGCGCAUCAGGUACAUUGCGCGCUACCGCGAUGGACAGCGGCAGGUGCUGCAGGAUUGUACCAAGGCGUUGGAGGAGAUGCUGGCGAAGGUGUCGCAAGAGGCGGCGCCAGCAGAAGCGGCGCCGGUUUCAGCGCUGCCCGAGUAGGG
Messenger RNA from Durusdinium trenchii, 1614 nucleotides. The record is from the annotation of a GenBank genome assembly. NCBI's taxonomy places the organism in Eukaryota, Dinophyceae, Suessiales, Symbiodiniaceae.